CUCUCUCUCGCUCACAAGAGGCGUGACUACCGAGAAACAUAUGAGGAAGAGAACAGCUCGGUCGGAUAAUAUCCAGCCAGUUUCCACACCGAAAUUAUUUGCGGUGUCAGAUUCGCGGAAGACACCAAAAAAGAUACGCCAGUGUGUGCUCAGUUCUGGCCUGGACUAUUGUGUGGCUGACCUGUAAAUUCCCAUCCUCCGCUACUCCAGAGAUCACCAUGGCGACAAUCGUUAUGGAGCGGAUUGGCCGACUCUUCAUUAAUCUGCAGCAGGUGGGGCGAGUUCCCCAGAUGCUCACCGAGGCCUUACCCUCCACGGCCGACACCCUGCGUGACACGGAGGUGCCCUGGUUUUUCCGUGAACGCUACAUUCACUCUGGCUACCGGCCGCUGCACCAGAACUGGCGCUACUACUUCCUUUCGCUCUUACAGCGGCACAACGAGACCAUAAAUGUGUGGACGCACCUAAUCGGCGUGCUAGUGGUCCUUGCGAGAACUACGCGGCUUACCGAAACCGUCGAUUUCAUGAACGACCCUCAUUCCUGGCCGCUUUUCAUCCUGCUCUUGUCCUCAGCGAGCUACUUGACCUUCAGCACCGUGGCCCACCUGUUGGCGGCGAAAUCUGAAAUCUGCCAUUACGGCUUCUUCUACCUGGAUUACGUAGGAGUGGCACUGUAUCAGUAUGGAAGUGCAGUGGUGCACUACUACUACGCCAUUGAGGAAAGCUGGCACGCACGUGUACGAGGUUGUUUCAUGCCUAUUGCUAGCUUCUUGUGUUGCCUGUCUUGCUUCGGCUGCUGUUAUGGGAAAUAUCGCAAUUACAGCCUUCCUCCCUGGGUUCGCAAAGUAGGCCAAGUGGUGCCUUCAGCCGUCGCUUAUGGCUGGGACACCAGCCCUGUGUUUCAUCGUUUCGUCAUCUGGUUUCUGUCCUGGAUGAGGGGCGAUUUCAGAAACAGUCCUGCACUGCUCUUUCACUUCGGCCAGGUGGCGUUUUUUCUUUCCAGCGCUUUUUUCUUCACCCAGCCUGUUCCCGAGCGCUGGUUCCCAGGUCACUGUGACUUCUUAGGUCAGGGUCAUCAGGUAUUCCACGUGCUGAUGGUUCUGUGUACAGUCUGCCAGAUCCACGCUUCACAUUUGGACUACUUCAACCGCAGAGACUUCUAUGUGAAACUCCAUGCUGAUGGCGAGGCAUUGUUCUUUGUUGCGCUCUUCAUUUUAACACUCAUCACCUCUGCUCUGAUAGCCUUGUAUAUGCUCGCGAAAGUAAAAAGAUUACAGGGAAAAACGAAGUAAAGAAUAGGAGUAGUUUGUCCUGCACUUGAAUGGUGGAUGGUCAGCACGCUCCCAAGGAGUAUUAGAGUUAUAGGCUGAUGAAAUCUGAUGAAAAGGUUUAUUCAAGCCCACAUAGCCUUUAGCUAACAGUGAUUCUGCAUGUUUCUGGAUCAAUAUUCUUGUUGGUCCUGUAACAACAUUCCUAUCAUCAAAUUCGAUUUUACAGUGUUAGGUUAGGGAUCAGGUUAUGACUGUGUUUGUAUGUGCUGUUCAAGGACUGAACUUUGAGCAAAUGCUUAAUGUUCAAACCGAUCAUGUUAGUAUUUCUGAAUGUGUUUUUAAUGAACUGCUUCUGUUAAAGCGAUAGUUCACUCCAAAAUUCGAAUUCGGUCAUCAUUCGCUCAGCCUGCAUGACUUUCGUUGUUCUACAGAAGAGCAAAAGGCAGGUACUUUGAAGAAUGUUGGUAACCACGCUUUUGUUUCCACAAAAGAAAUUAAGUCACAUAGGUUUGAAGAUUAUGGGAGAGUAAAUGAUGACAGGAUUUCCAUUUUUUGGGGGGUGAACUGUCCCUUUAAUAUCGUUCCUGUGAUGUACCAUACUUCAGUUACAAACCAGCCAGCAAGUACACACUAAAGAAACCAGCGUGCAGUAUUGAGAAUAUGGAAAUAUAUAUCAAUAUUUAGGUGUUUAGAUGUCUGAUUUUACUUGAAGUAUGUAAAUUCUAAAUUGUAGAUUGUGUUAUGAAUGCGGUCUUUUUUAUGUAAACAAAAGAACACAAUGUUAUAUUGUCAGUCAUCAUAUUGGCUUUGAGGUAGUAAAACAAAAAAAGACAAUCUGUCUUAAUUUCUAUGAUUCUGAGAUGUUUAUUCUAUGUCUUCUAAAGAGGGACAGUAUUACCAAUGCAAUCAUGAUCACUGCUGUGCCUUAAUGAGCAUUUUGAUUCAUAUAUAUCACACACAUCUCGUGUAACUGAUAACGAACAGUAGCACUGUAUUACUGAGAUUGCUUGUAUUUGCUUUGAAUGAC
This is a messenger RNA of Sinocyclocheilus rhinocerous, 2298 nucleotides long. It is a transcript of the gene paqr7a, whose product is annotated as progestin and adipoQ receptor family member VII, a. Gene Ontology annotation, molecular function: nuclear steroid receptor activity; steroid binding. The transcript is spliced from 2 exons. Gene Ontology annotation, biological process: response to steroid hormone. Gene Ontology annotation, cellular component: plasma membrane. NCBI's taxonomy places the organism in Eukaryota, Metazoa, Chordata, Actinopteri, Cypriniformes, Cyprinidae. The coding region runs from base 219 to 1292 and encodes 357 amino acids. The record is from RefSeq and is a predicted model, not a curated record.